Messenger RNA from Mizuhopecten yessoensis (Yesso scallop), 2713 nucleotides. Its product is annotated as peptidyl-prolyl cis-trans isomerase FKBP14-like. The coding region runs from base 155 to 952 and encodes 265 amino acids. The record is from RefSeq and is a predicted model, not a curated record. Gene Ontology annotation, molecular function: calcium ion binding; peptidyl-prolyl cis-trans isomerase activity. NCBI's taxonomy places the organism in Eukaryota, Metazoa, Mollusca, Bivalvia, Pectinida, Pectinidae. The transcript is spliced from 4 exons.
CGAACAGACAUUUCAACACCGAACGUCAAUGAAGCACAUUCCCAAGCGAAAAUCUUGAAUGUGCCUUCAAACUUACCUUUCCAAAGAACCUGUUUCGAUUUAAUUUAAAAUAAUAAGGAUUAAUUUGAUAAAACCAGCUUUAUUUUGAUUAACAAUGGAAAGAUUCUCUUUUUGUAUUUUGUUUGUUUUGACUAUGAUGUUGCUCGGCGCAUUGUUUCCGGUUUCCACUGAGGCUGAAGAUUCACCAGAGCUGGGAGAAGACAUUAAAGAGGUGAAAAUGGAAGUAGUAAGGAAACCGAAAUUUUGUCUCCGGAAAGCAAAGACAGGAGACCUUUUGCUGCUGAAGAUGGAAGGGAAAAUUUUCUCUACCGGGGAAAUAUUUGAUACAAACAUGAAAGAAAAGCAGCCCUACAUAUUCCAAUAUCGGGGAGGUCAGCUCGACCCGGAAAUGGAGAAUGCUAUGACUGAUAUGUGUGCGGGAGAAAUAAGGAAGAUUCGUAUACCAGGGGGCGGUGAUCGACAGACCUUCACCGCGAAAACCGGUGUACAGGUAUCGGCCAACUCUACUCUAGAGUUUGUCGUGGAACUACAAGAUAUCCAAGAUAGUCCCGAUCACGUGAUGGUGUUUAAUUUAUUAAACAAUGACAAAUCAGGAACACUGUCGGUGGCACAGUUCAUGGCGAUAGCAGCACAGGGCCUUGAAAUGUUUCCAUUGAUUUCGACACUUGAAGAAAUGGAAGUGGUCAUUGUGGAGGCUUUCCGUCUGGCCGACAAGGACGGCGAUGGUCGCCUUGACCUUGAAGAAUAUCUCGACUCCCCAUUGGUCAGUAAAGAGAAUCCUGAACAUGAAGAGGCCAUCCAGAAGAGAAUGAAUGAAUACAGAGAGAAAGAAGCGGAAAAGGCUGAAGAGGCUAAAAAAGCCAAAAGUAAACCAAAAAAUGAGGAAUUAUAGGCUUGGCUACUUAGUAUCUAUGACAUUAAAUUAUGAAAGUGAAUUCGAUAUUUCAAAAGAAACUAAUUGCUGAGCGAAAGCUCAACUCAACCGCGAUUGAAAAGGUUUUAAAUUCUUUUUAUGAAAUUCUCUUUUUUAACUAAGAAUCAUUUAGAAUCAUGAAAGUCAUAAUGAAGCAGCAAUUAAGAACCUUGUUAAUUGAGAUUGUUUUUUGAGUGAAUAGGAUAAUAACUACAUGAUCUAUCUGACUGAGUAGAUCUUUGUAAAUGUUCAACACGCUUUCCGAGCGGGGUAUCUCAGAUAACGUUUUUUCAAAAAUAUUCAUGAUAUUUUAUAUUUUUGUUUUUUAUUUAAUAUCUGAAAAUGACAAGUACCACUUAAAAUGGUCGAUUUUGAAAUGUACAUUAUGUUCGUUAUAGAAAUCUUAAAUCAUAUUCAUAUUUGCCUACAAUGGAAAAUGAAACCCAUUAGUUACCGACCUUCGCAUGGGAAAUACCAAUCGAAAAGAUUUCUUUUUUUGAGAUAUGAUUACAGAUGAACAAAAGAAGAUGUGUAUCAUAUAUCUGAUCAAAUUAAUAUACAAUACACUCAUUGUAUAUUUCUUAUUGUCAUCGACACAAAUGAAGUAAUUAAGAUUGAGAGUUAUGGUACAAAUUAAUACGCACGACAUAUAACUAAUAUCUCUUCUACAAAGUUCCCUUUCUAAAAAAAUUCUUUUGUUAAUUUUUAAAUUUUGAAUACUUCUUUGUUGAGAUUUGUUCAUGUUCUCGCGAGUCUUAUAAUGAAAAGACGCUAAAAUACGGACCGGAACAGGCCGAAAAACUCAACUUUUGGUUAAAACUUUCCACCAAACGUUAAUGAAAGCUUUUCUUUCUAGUAUAUAAAUCAUAACUCGUUUCACAAAAAUGGUUGUCCGUUCGCAUUUUUGUUUUGUUUUACUUUUCAUGGAAAUCGCUAUUUUGAAAAACGUCCCUCCCCCUUUCACAUGAUGAAUUGCUUAAGAUGUCCUCUGAAAUGCCUUAUUUCCGAGCAUUUCUAGACUAUACAUGUGUAGUAAAAUAAGUACCAGAGAUAUGUAUAAUCAUUAUGUCAAUAACUUUGAUGAACAGAUAUUUUUUCAUUAUUUUUGGAUGAUUUCCAAGUUACGACUUAGCAUUAUUUUCUAUAACCGAAUCUCAAUUAUUAAUGCUAUAUUAAUUUCAUCACAACUUCUGUUGCAUUCUUUUUCUCUCGGAGUUAUCCGUGAUGCUUAACCAAAGAUAAAUUGGACAAAUGGACGUUAGCCUGGUGUUUUGGGGAAUGUGCUGGCGAUCUUUGCGCGAAGAUUAUAAUUCAAGAAAAAAUAGUAAUACAAAUAGUACUUAUGAACGCUUUGACCAAUAAAAUCCUUUAAAUAAUGUUCGGAGGCCCAAUAGUUGAACAUCUUUAAUAGCGAUACAAGGUUUGUAUGUAAACACGAAUUGUAAUUUCUACUUUUGGUUUUACAUAUAUAUAUAAAUAUAGAAAAGUCUGCAAAAUGAUUGAUUGGGCUAUCAGCCAAUGGAAUCACUAAGAAAAAUAUGUUAACGAGAAAAUGUUGAUAAUAUCCAUUUGUCCCGGGAUCACUAUAAAAGGGAGGUAACUCUGAGAAAAAUAGAUGUAAGUCAACAAUAGAAAUCACGCUCACUUCUAUAUCUGAUACUGUGACGUAAUACUGUGACGUAAUACUGUCAUGUGUUAUCUCCAACAAGUUUCUCUGCAUGAAAUAAAGAUCCGGGUGAC